AUGGCCAACGUCUACGAUGACCAAGACGGAGGCGCUUUCCGUCGCAGGAGACCGCGCCCGAUCACUGAUUAUGGCUCGUCCAUGGUUCAAUGGAUGAACAGCCGGCGACCCGCGUGGAAAGGCACAUCUCAUUACGAGCAAGAACGGCCGAGUCAGAGCUAUGUCAUCGACAUGUUACCGCCGCCGGCGCGACGGGAUGCACCCGCCGAGUCAAUACCCGUCCGUCAUUUGCACACCUCAUUAGGCAAAUCGAAGAAGCCGGUCACUGUGGUGCGCUGGAUGCCCGAAGGUCGUCGCUUGCUUGCCGGCGUGCAUAACGGAGAAUUCAUGCUCUGGAACGGCAUGUCAUUCAACUUUGAGACCGUGACUGCCAUGGGCUCGAGUUCUCUACGCGCGGCCGAGUGGUCGAAUCGAAAGGACUGGCUUGUUGCCGCCAACGACGAAGGCACAGUGUACUACCUCCAGCCGACACUGAACAAUCCGCAUCAGUUCAAGGGUCACGAUGCGCCCAUCAGAGACAUUGCGUUCGCGCCCUCGGACGCCAAAUUCGUUACCGCCUCGGAUGACAACACGCUGAAAAUCUGGGACUUUACUUCCUCGACCAAUGAAUCCACGUUCAAAGACCACGGCUGGGACGUCAAAGCCUGCGACUGGCAUCCUCAAAAGGGCCUGGUCGUCUCCGGGAGCAAAGACCACAGUGUCCGGCUGUGGGAUCCUCGCACCACGCGGAGCCUGACGACCCUGCACGGCCAUAAGAACGCCAUCACGGCGACGGUCUUCAGCCGCCUGCGGGAUCAACUCCUCGCCACGGCCGGCCGAGAUGGGCAGACCCGCAUCUUCGACCUCCGGAUGAUGCGCGACGUGGCAAUCCUGCGCGGGCACGAGAAAGGCGUGACAACGCUGUCGUGGCAUCCGAUCCAUCCCAGUCUAAUCAGCACUGGCGGCGACGACGGGUCCCUGCAUUCGUACCUCCUCACCGAACCCAACACCCCUGCUGGAAUCUCUACCGCCACGAUAUCGCCAUAUUCGACGAGCGACCCCCGCUCCGCUCCCCCACAGUCAAUCUAUCCCGCCCAUCGCAUCCCCCAUGCGCAUGAUUCCUCAAUCUGGUCGCUAGACUGGCAUCCCCUCGGCCACAUUCUGGCGACGGGUUCGAACGACCACUACACGCGCUUCUGGUCCCGCGCGCAACCAGGCCAGACAACAUGUUUCAAGGACCAAUUUCACCUUGGGGAGGAAGGCGCCGAGGCCCAAGGCACGUGGGACAGGAAAUUCGGCAAGAAGCAGGCCAGGGAGCAGGAGGAGAUGGAAGAACAGGACGAGGCCGAGGGGUUGGAGGACCAGGGCGCCAACACGGGUGACCACGCCGGCGGACUGGCGAUCCCGGGACUACCAGGCUUGUCGGGCAUGCCAUCAGGCCUGCCGGGUAUAGGCAUGGGGAUGGGAAUGGGGAUGAAUGGAUCGGCGGCGGCGCUCCCAUCAUUCCCCGUUCUGCAGAACAACAACGUCCGGCCGUCGUCCAGCCACCACGCACAGCAACAACAACAACAACAACCGCCUCCACCGAUCCCCCCGCCCUUCCCACCCAUCCCUGGAAUGGACGCCCAAAGCCUCCAACACCUCCUGGCCAUGUCCCAGCAGCAGCAGCAGCAGCAGCAGCAGCAGUCCGGCACGGGAGGUCCACCUCAACCACUUGACUUUUCGAAACUCAAUCUCCCGCCUGGGUUUCCGCCUCCGCCCCCGCCCCCGCCGCCUGGAGUCGGAGGCCCGGUACAAAUCCCAGGCUUCCCCCUCCCGCUGCCUCUGCCCGGAACGACCUCCCUUCCAGUCAUAGGUGGUGGUGGCGGCACAGGCACCGGUGGCAUCCCCGGUCUCCGCGGCGGCGAGCUCGCACCGGGUGCCAUCCCAGGUCUGGGCAAUACGAUGGCCGCCGCGCCGACAAACGACCCACGCGCGAGUACGAAUGCGGGUGGGAGUGCCGCCAGCGUGAGGAAACGUGGGCCUCUACCCAGCCAGGAACAAGGGUUUAAACAAGAACAGGCGAGGGGCAAUUACCGCGUUGCUCGAUAG
Cladophialophora carrionii CBS 160.54 is the source of this 2070-nucleotide messenger RNA. RefSeq lists its product as uncharacterized. The transcript has a single exon. Bases 1 to 2070 code for a protein of 689 amino acids. Gene Ontology annotation, molecular function: protein binding. The record is from RefSeq and is a predicted model, not a curated record. Gene Ontology annotation, cellular component: mRNA cleavage and polyadenylation specificity factor complex. NCBI's taxonomy places the organism in Eukaryota, Fungi, Ascomycota, Eurotiomycetes, Chaetothyriales, Herpotrichiellaceae.